AUGUCGGCUUCGGCCCAGAACAACGUCGAUAUCGACGCCCUCCUCGAUCUCACAGAGUACGAGAACGUCUCGAAUUACCAGUCUCCUUCGGCCUCAGUCUCGCCCUCAGCGACCUCGAAGCCUACCUUCACAAGCCCCGUCACCGCGGCCGUGUCAGUGCCCGCAGCUACCACAACCACACAGACCUUGAGUGGUCCCAGUCACAACUAUGAUCUGUACCGACAACAGACUGGCUUUGUGCCCGGUGCGCUCGCAAACACCAUGGCGGUGAACCAGACCAACAACACUGGUUACCAGGACUUUGCCAGCCUCGACUAUCUUUCCACCUUCAGCCCCGAGAACGACAUGUUUGACUUCAACACGUCUCCUUCUCAAGGAACUCUGGGCGCUUCAGAUAUCGAUAUGGACUUUGAGUCCCCUGCCGAUUCGCAGCAAUUCUUCACCAUCAACCCCAGCAACAUCGAGCAGGAUGCCAGCCUGCCAUCGCCGCCUGUUCUGCCCACCCAGACCAACAAUGUCGGCCGUCUCUGGCCCGGCGCCCACUCUCAGGCUGCCCUCGCCAAGGCUCAAGCUGAGCAGCGUCACCAGCAGCGCCUGAUCCAGCAGCAGCAACAGGCUCAGCGACAGAGCCCCCAGGCCAAGUCCCGCGGCAAGGCUCCUCAGCCCACCGACCCCAUUGUUGAGCAGAAGAUCACUCAGCUCCUCAACUCGAUGCGGGCCAAGCCCUCUAUGCCUGACGGUCAGGGCCAGAGCCCCCUCACCAACCUCCCCCGCGCCAAGAAGGACGAGGAUGAGAUGGAUGAGGAUGAGCGACUCCUGGCUAGUGAGGAGGGUAAGAAGCUCAGCAGUAAGGAGCGCCGUCAGCUUCGCAACAAGGUUUCCGCUCGUGCUUUCCGUUCCCGUAGAAAGGAAUACAUCUCUCAGCUGGAGAGUGAAAUUGCCAACAAGGUCAACGAGAAUGGUGAUCUCCGAACCCAGAACCGGGCCCUCGUUGAGGAGAACAAGCGUCUCACCGACCUGACCCGUAUGCUUCUGUCCUCGUCUUCCUUCUCCACCUUCCUGGACACGCUCAGCAACAACCCUGCCGCCUCUACUGCCCCUACCCCUCAGCUCAAGGUCGAGCCUCAGCAGGAGCAGCGUCAGAUGCCCAAGGACAUCAACCCUUACAACGCCCAGCAGUCCCAGCAGCAACAGAUUGGCAUGGCCAUGAUCCCUGAGCAGAACAUGGACUUCUCCAUGCUCACCCUGGACAACACCUACAACUUCCAGCCCCAGGUCUUUGUCGUCGACACCCCUGAGGUGCCCACUCUCGAUGCCGCUGUCCUGUCCGGAAAAACCUCCAACUUUGUUGAGCCUGCCUUUGAUUCCGAGGAUGAGAAGGUCGACAUGCCCAUCAUCGAGCGACCUGUCGAGAAGCCUCGGGUGUCUGAGCCUGUCGAGGCUGUCCCUGUCGACGCUGAGUUUGAGUCUGAUCCCGAUUUCGCCCUGUUCCACAACGAGCCUGCCACUACCACUGAGCAGCCCAAGGAGCUCGACACCGAGGGUCUGUCCAACGUCGACAUCUUUGGUGGCAUCGAAUCGGAGAAGGUUCUCUCGCGACUGGAGCUUGUUGAUGCCAGCGAGGAAGAGACCACAGCUGCUCUGGCCAUGCUUCGGGUGGAACGCAUCUGCGCUAGCACCGAGGCCGUUGUGUCAAGGUUAGAGCUUCUCACCCUUGACAUGUAA
Messenger RNA from Fusarium keratoplasticum, 1725 nucleotides. RefSeq names its product BZIP-type transcription factor MBZ1. Gene Ontology annotation, molecular function: DNA-binding transcription factor activity. The record is from RefSeq and is a predicted model, not a curated record. Bases 1 to 1725 code for a protein of 574 amino acids. The transcript has 2 exons. Gene Ontology annotation, biological process: regulation of DNA-templated transcription. NCBI's taxonomy places the organism in Eukaryota, Fungi, Ascomycota, Sordariomycetes, Hypocreales, Nectriaceae.